GGCGAGCCGCGAGCGACGGCAAGUCCACAAAGGAAAAGGGAAAAAGGAAAGAGCAGCAGCGACGCGCACACACACAAAGGUAAAAAAGAAAUAUCUCUCGUCACCGCGAGCUCCCCGCCGAGCUCUCUCCCUCUCCGUCGGUGAUGGCAACUCAGAGCUCCAAGGCCGCGGACACCGCCGCGCCUGCUCCUGCGCCGGAGGCCGCAGCCGCCGGAGAGGCGGCUCCGAGCGCUGCUUCCUCAACACCGGCACAAAACCCUACCGCUGCUGCAACCGCGGCGGCCGGGGCUACAGAUCUGGAGAAGAAGAUGCGCCGCGCGGAGCGGUUUGGGACGCCAGUGGUCAUGUCAGAGGAAGAAAAGCGCAGCAAUCGCGCCGAGAGAUUUGGGACUGGAUCUUCAAGUGUAAAGGAGGAAGAGAAGAAGAAGUCCAGGGCUGAGAGGUUUGGCCUUGCCUCAUCCUCUUCUUCAGAUGAGGAAGCUAAGAAAAAGGCCCGUCUGGAACGAUUUGGUCAGGGCACAAAUGUUGACAAGGCGGAAGAAGAAAAAAGAAAGGCCCGAGCAGCAAGAUUUGGAGAUACAUCUAGUGGAUCAGCUCAGGAAAAUGGCAAAGACAGCUCGAAGCUGGACGCAGCUGCUGUUACAGGCACAGCUUGAUUUCAGCAGUCCGGCUUUGAUGAGGUCUCAGAUAUUAUCCGACUUUUGGUGAAGCCAUAGCUUGUACACCACUAACUGCAUGAACGGGCAUCACGUGUUUCCCAGUCAUGCUGAGUGAUGUUUACCGUGUAUGACUUUCUUAGUUGCUGGGCACUGGCAGUGUGGCUAGAUUUGCUGCCUGGUUUGUGGAUGGCCAUGUACUGAUGUACCUUCGGUUGCCGAUACCAUUUGGUGGAUGAUUUCAUUUCCAUGUACCCCAGUUUGGACUAGUUAACUGUUAGAAGACAACAAGGUGGCCCUCUUUUGUUGUGCCCCGUGUUUCUGUUGCUACAAUGCUGGGAUAUGGAAACCCAUAAUCACAGAGCA
Sorghum bicolor (sorghum) is the source of this 1022-nucleotide messenger RNA. Its product is annotated as protein MODIFIER OF SNC1 11. Bases 144 to 656 code for a protein of 170 amino acids. Gene Ontology annotation, biological process: poly(A)+ mRNA export from nucleus. Gene Ontology annotation, cellular component: nucleus. The transcript has 6 exons. The record is from RefSeq and is a predicted model, not a curated record. NCBI's taxonomy places the organism in Eukaryota, Viridiplantae, Streptophyta, Magnoliopsida, Poales, Poaceae.